Apodemus sylvaticus (European woodmouse) is the source of this 1869-nucleotide messenger RNA. RefSeq names its product hyaluronidase PH-20-like. The record is from RefSeq and is a predicted model, not a curated record. NCBI's taxonomy places the organism in Eukaryota, Metazoa, Chordata, Mammalia, Rodentia, Muridae. The transcript has 5 exons. Gene Ontology annotation, biological process: carbohydrate metabolic process; fusion of sperm to egg plasma membrane involved in single fertilization; hyaluronan catabolic process. The coding region runs from base 1 to 1869 and encodes 622 amino acids. Gene Ontology annotation, cellular component: acrosomal vesicle. Gene Ontology annotation, molecular function: hyalurononglucosaminidase activity.
AUGGGAGAGUUGCUAUUUAAGCCCCACUUUUGGGGGAGCUUUGUUGAGUCUGCAGAUGCAUUCCAGACAGUGCUAAUCUUUCUUUUGAUUUCAUGUUCCUUGACUGUGGAUUACAGGGCAGCACCAGUUAUAGCAAAUACAACUUUCCUUUGGGUCUGGAAUGUCCCAACUGAACGUUGUAUAGGAAACGUUAGUGCUCCAAUAGAUCUGAGCUUCUUUUCUUUAAUUGGAAGCCCCCGGAAAACUGCCACAGGGCAGCCUGUCACACUAUUUUAUGUUGAUCGACUUGGUUUGUAUCCUCACAUAGAUGCAAACCAAGUAGAACAUCAUGGAGGAAUACCUCAGAAAGGGAAUUGGCAAGAUCAUUUGAUCAGAGCUAAGACUGACAUAGAUAAUUACAUUCCAGAAGACAAAUUUGGCUUAGCUAUCAUUGACUGGGAAGAAUGGAGGCCCACCUGGAUGAGAAACUGGAGACCUAAGGACAACUACAGAAAUAAAUCUAUUGAAUUGGUCCAGGCAACUAAUCCAGGAAUUAGUAUCACAGAAGCCACCGAGAAAGCCAAAAAACAAUUUGAGGAGGCAGGAAGGAAGUUUAUGGAAGGGACUUUAAGACUGGGGAAAUUCCUUCGACCAAAACAACUGUGGGGUUUUUAUCUAUUUCCUGAUUGUUAUAACAAUAAAUUUCAAGACCCUAAAUAUGAUGGGCAAUGCCCUAAGGUGGAAAAGAAAAGAAACGAUGAUCUUUACUGGCUAUGGCAAGAAAGCACUGGCCUUUACCCAUCUGUCUAUUUGAAGAAAGACCUGAAGUCAAAUCGACAAGCUACCCUCUAUGUCCGCUACCGAGUUGUGGAAUCUAUCAGAGUAUCCAAGGUUCGGAGUGAAUCAGAUCCAAUCCCGAUUUUUGUCUAUAUACGUCUUGUUUUCACUGAUCGUGUCUCUGAAUACCUUCUAGAGGAUGAUCUUGUGAAUACAAUUGGUGAAAUUGUUGCUCUGGGUCCCUCUGGAAUCAUAAUAUGGGAUGCCAUGUCUUUAGCACAACGUGCGGCAGGUUGCCCAAUCCUACAUAAAUACAUGAGGACGACCCUGAAUCCAUACAUAGUCAAUGUCACUCUAGCAGCCAAAAUGUGCAGCCAAACACUUUGUAAAGAGAAAGGCGUAUGUUCAAGGAAAAACGAAAGUGCAGAUGUAUAUCUUCACUUGAACCCAAGUCAUUUUAAUAUUAAAUUAACAGAAACCGGAAAGUUCGAAGUUCUUGGCAAACCCAAGGUUGGAGACUUGGAAUACUUUUCUGAACAUUUUAAAUGCAGUUGUUUUAGCAAAAUGACAUGUGAGGAGACAUCUAAUAUAAAAAAAGUACGAAAUGUGAAUGUGUGCAUCGGUGACAAUGUUUGUAUAAAAGCCAAGGUAGAACCUAACCCAGCCAUCUACCUCGUACCUGGCAAAAGCCUUCUCUUUAUGACAUCACUUGCUCACAUGCUACGCUAUCUGCCACAAGAUAUUUUUGUUUUUCCACAGAAGAUGCUAUACAGGUCUGAAGGAGAGAUUGGCAAUUUUCUGCCCAGUGAUGACCUAGCCACAAUGUACAGCCACACCUGGAGUACCUCAUUGGAUAUGAGUUUCUUAACUCUAACUGGAAGCCCCUGGACAACUGCCAUACGGCAGUCUGACACAAUAUUUUAUACUGAGCAACUUGCAAAAUAUUCUUACAUAAAUGAAAAACAAGAUGAGGUGUUUGGAGGGAUACUUCAGGUGCGGAAUUUUCAAGAUCAUCUGACCAAAGCUAAGAUUAACAUAAAGUGCUACAUUCUAGUAGACCAGUUAGGGUUAACUAUCUUUGACUAUGAAGAAUGGAAUCCUACUUGGGGAUGA